Messenger RNA from Lymnaea stagnalis (great pond snail), 3657 nucleotides. The record is from the annotation of a GenBank genome assembly. Lineage: Eukaryota; Metazoa; Mollusca; Gastropoda; Lymnaeidae.
ACAUAUGAGGGAGGGAGAAAUGAAAGAGAAGAGCGCCAUGGACAAGGAAAGGCUACUCUACCAAAAGGGGACACAUAUGAAGGCCUGUAUGAAAAUGGAAAACGCCAUGGAGCUGGUGUUUACAGGUGAGUUUGGUCUACCUUUUGAGAUUCGCAGUACUGCCACAGAACUUCACUUCAUUCUCUUCCAUCUAUCCCUGGGGUGCUACUGUUCAUGUAGGACUUUGGCCUGCCUCACCAUUUCCUUCCACUCAGACCUAACUGAUGCUUUUCUUUUCCAUGCUCAGACUCCCAGCUGCUGUAGAACCCUCUCCACAUCAUCCCCCCAUCGAAGCCUAGGUUCUGGCCUUCAUUCACUUCCCUGCAGUUUAAAAUUCAUCUUAUCUUAUUUCCUUAAAAUCUAUUUUAAAAUAAAAAAGCUUCCAUUCUCAUUGCAAAAUGAUAAGAAAUCAUAAAUCAAACAUAAUUUAUACCGCCAUCAUCAUCAUGCAGUCCCAUAAGGAAAUUUUAGAACUUGUAUAAAUGGAACAUACACUUGCUGUGACAUAAACAGGGUUAACAUCACAAAUGUAGUGGACCAGACCUGUGCAGCUAUAAAACUAUGAGUAUAUCAGAUUUUUAUUAAAUUUUCAUCUUGGAAACUGAAAAAUACAUUUAUACUAGGCCAAGCUUGCAUGCCCAUAGUUAGUGGUAUACAGGGUGUAAUCCAGUUUAGUGGUGCACAAGACACAAUUCAGUUUUCUCCAACUUGAUUUAACACUGUGUAUAUGUAACUCUUUUAAAGCUCUACUAUUUCCCCCUUUUAAUCAGUAUGAAAAACUAGCUAUUUUCCUCAAAAGGCCCUUAUUUUGACUUGGAAUAGUACUACAAGGUAUGUUGAAACUUGAAUCAAAAGAUAGGAAAAUAAGAUGUCUACUAUUACAUUCACAUGGCUUGAACACAGUCCUUCAUUUAUUAGUUUGACUUUCAGUUUCAGCCCUGGACAGAACAAUGGUUUCUUCUUAAAGCGAAAUUUACUUUGAUUUCAGUCAAAAAGCUUCUUAAAAACUUAAAUUACAUAAUUUAAAUUUUUGAUACUUCACCAUCAAUAAUUUUCAUUUUGGAAAUGAUCAUUUAAAUUAAAUUAAAAUAACUUUUAUGUUGUUGCCAAUGAUUUUUUACCUAUUUUAUUUUUUCAAUCAGAUUUAAAAAUGGUGCCAGAUACCUUGGGGAUUACAUUAACAACAAGAAGCAUGGCCAGGGUACAUUCAUCUAUCCUGAUGGAUCCAAGUAUGAAGGUAGGUUUAUUCAAAACUAGUGGCAUAUCCAGUUAGAAGUUUUAGCAAUAAUUUUUUCAAAAAUUUGAUGCAUUAAAAUUCAGAAGAGAGUAAUAGAUGAUCCAACAGUCACAUAAUGUUUGCUGGUUAGUUUUUUAGACAUUUUUUUUAAAAUCUCAUAAACUUGGUGUACAAAUAUUUUAAAUAUUAAUAGCAUAAUCACAUAACUUAUCAUUAAGUCCAUUUAUUUUACAAAAAUUAACAGGACAUGAUUCUUGUAAAAAGUAACAGUUUGAAAAAAGGGACAUAGCUUGUGUAAAUCCAUUUAUUAAAAAAUCUGAAAACACUUUCAAAGAUAGGCCAAUUUUUAAAUUAUUUUUAUGGAUCUUAUUAGUGAAAAUGAUCCUACUCAAAUUUUAAUAUUUCAAUCCUCUCUACACUAAAUGUUUUUGAAAAUUAAGUUUAAAAAAAUAUUUUUUAGCACAAACAUUUUGAAUAAUCUACAACAAAGCUUCACCUUUAUAUUUAAAGAAAAAUAACAUGUUUAAGUUUAAUGACUUUCUGGGUUCCAUAAACUUGCUCCACUCCCUAUAACAAAAUAUCUUUGGAAUCCCAUUAUCUAUACUCUAUGGUAAUAUUGAUUCAAUGUUGUUACAUUUUUGGUUUAAAGGAAGUUGGGUUGAGGACCAGAGGUGUGGUUUUGGGAAAUAUUACUAUGUGAACGGUGACACCUAUGAAGGGGAGUGGCAGAAUCAUGUGCGCCAUGGACGAGGAACAUAUGUUUAUGCUGCCACCGGAUCUAAGUAUUGUGGACUCUGGAACAAUGGAAAGUGGGAAGGGCAAGGAGAAUUGGUUCAUGCUAAUCACAAGUAUGUCGGCCUCUUCAAAGAAAACAGAGUAAGUUUUUAAAGAACUGUUUGCUUUUUUAAGCUACAUAAUUAAAUGAACAUAAUAUUUAUUUCUGUAAUUAUGCUAUAAUAAUAUUUUUAUUAAAUCCUUUAUAUUAACUUUGCUUUUGUUUGUGGUUGACUGGCUGGCAAAAUCUUUGGACGGCCAAUAAAUCCACUUCCAAUCAACCUUUCGAGCGGCAACUUGGCACUUAGACUUGUUGCCUAUGACAACACAUUCUUUCAAAUUUUCAGCCCCACCCCUAAACCCUAACCCCCAAAAAUUAGUCUGGUGUGUAAUAUUUUCUUUUUUUUUUCUGAAAUAGUUGUUGAAAUAAUUCUGCUGUGUAAAAGUGGGUGGGUAUUUAGAAUAUUAAAAUAGUUCUGGGGCAUGAAAGAAUGUGCAGUUGUGAGGCUUGGGAGCGGGAGCACUAAUUGUGAUUCUUAAAAAGUGCAUUACUUGUAUGCAUGUUUUGUCAAAUUUUCAGGCCCCCCACCCCCCAAUUGCUCAAUAUUACAUAUUAUAAAGGAUUUAUAUGAAAAGCUUUGUUUUUAAGAGGUUUUAAUUUCAUUGAAUAAAAUCUGUACUGAUUGAUGAUAUAAAGGCAAAUAAAAAUUAUCAUGUCUCACCACUAUUUUAUUCACUUCAUUGGCAAGCACGGAUUGACUACAAACUCUCUGUUCUGUAUCACAACUUUUUCUCGAAUUCCGGCCCUUCCUAUCUUACCAAACUUCUUUCUGUCUAUUCACCCCUUUGACAGCUUCGCUCCUCCGCAGAUGUGUGUAUUCUUUCUGUCCCCAAGACUUGCACAAAAACAUAUGGUGAACGAUCCUUCUCUUUCUGUGCCCCUAAACAAUGGAAUUCUCUUCCAUUACACUGCCGCUACAUACCGUCCAUCAUAGCCUUCAAAACUGCACUCAAAACACAUCUUUUUAAACUCUACUAUCCUGACUGAUUCCCCCUCUGACUGAUAAACGAUGCUGCUGGGUGUCGUCCAUGGCUUGACAUGUAAAUAGUUUUAAAUAUAUUUCUUUUUUUAUUUAGUUAAUGUAUGUUAAUUAAUUUUUUAAGUUCAUGAUUGUUAAAUUGUAUGUACAGCGUGGUGAGUCCAGCCCUAGGCUGGGGUACCACGCUAUAUAAAACCACUAAUAAUAAUAAUAACCAUAGUCAUAUAUCUAAAUGUUAUGUGGUGAAAAUAAAUUUUAUCAGUGUAUCUAAAGGAUUGCUCAGUAAGUGUUCAGUAGGUUAAUUAGUACACUUAUUAUGUCUGCACCAAUCCAUAACAUUCCACUUCAGCUUCUCUUUUACUUUAACAGCCGGAAGGACGUGGCAAGUAUGUGUUUGAUAUUGGAUGUGAGCAGCAUGGACAGUACAUCAUUGUACCUCAGGAAAAGGAUGACAAGGCUGAUGAUGAUGAACCGACUGCUCCCAUCACAACAAAGUGGCAGGCAGGUGUAACCACUGCACUUCACGUGAAAACACCAGAAGAAGAAGAAGAGGAGAGAAUGUUGGCU